AUGACACUACACACGCCACAACUUGGGCUUGGCCCACACAAAUUGGACGACCCGUUGAGGCCCAACGAGCACAUGAGAGUGGUGCAGUGGAACCGUAGGAGCUCGUUGCCAUCGGCCAGGCAGCGCGGGUGCUUCUUCGGCUGCCGCGUGGCCUUAGCCUUGAUGACGUCACGAUACUCUUCGAAUUUGGAUAUUGUGGUGGGGUAUGCGAUCGAUUUUGCAAAUGGGGGCCUGCUUCUUGAGCCAGCUGGACUGGAAUAUGAUCUCAACAAUAAGCAUUUAUGGGCCAAUGUUGGGAAGAGUGAAUAG
This is a messenger RNA of Striga asiatica, 309 nucleotides long. The record is from the annotation of a GenBank genome assembly. NCBI's taxonomy places the organism in Eukaryota, Viridiplantae, Streptophyta, Magnoliopsida, Lamiales, Orobanchaceae.